Molecule: messenger RNA, 3288 nt
Organism: Cuculus canorus (common cuckoo)
Lineage: Eukaryota; Metazoa; Chordata; Aves; Cuculiformes; Cuculidae
Gene: FEN1
Product: flap structure-specific endonuclease 1
Exons: 2
Coding region: 113-1261 (382 amino acids)
Cellular component (GO): nucleus
Molecular function (GO): manganese ion binding; 5'-3' exonuclease activity; RNA-DNA hybrid ribonuclease activity
Source: RefSeq, a predicted model, not a curated record
CGGCGGAAGCUGCUCCUCAUUGGCUGCGCGGGCUCCCGGUGUGCACCGCGGCGACGGCGGCGGGAGAUAGUGGCGGAGGCUGAUCCCAGCCUCCCCUUUGUUGUUCCCUAGGAUGGGAAUCCAUGGCCUGGCUAAGCUUAUUGCCGAUGUGGCUCCUGGUGCCAUCCGGGAGAAUGACAUCAAGUCGUACUUCGGCCGGAAGGUCGCUAUCGAUGCCUCCAUGAGCAUUUACCAGUUCCUGAUCGCUGUGCGUCAGGGCGCUGAAGUCCUUCAGAACGAAGAAGGUGAGACCACCAGCCACCUGAUGGGCAUGUUCUACCGCACCAUCCGCAUGGUGGAGAACGGCAUCAAACCAGUUUACGUCUUCGACGGCAAACCACCACAGCUGAAAUCGGGAGAGCUGGCGAAGCGGACUGAGCGCCGAGCUGAGGCUGAGAAACACCUCCAGGAAGCUCAGGAGGCUGGAGAGGAGAACAACAUUGAGAAGUACAGUAAGAGGUUGGUUAAGGUGACCCAGCAGCACACUGACGAGUGCAAGAAGUUGCUGACGCUGAUGGGCAUUCCCUACGUGGAGGCACCGGGCGAAGCCGAAGCCAGCUGUGCCACUUUGGUGAAGGCCGGGAAGGUCUAUGCGGCUGCUACAGAAGAUAUGGAUUGCUUGACCUUUGGUAGUCCUGUAUUGAUGCGACAUCUUACUGCCAGCGAGACGAAGAAGCUGCCUAUCCAGGAGUUUCACCUGAACCGCAUUCUGCAGGAUCUAGACCUGACCUGGGAGCAGUUUGUGGAUCUGUGUAUCCUCCUAGGAUGCGACUACUGCGAGAGCAUCCGUGGUAUUGGGCCCAAGCGCGCCAUUGAGCUCAUCAAGGAGCACAAAAGCAUCGAGAAGAUCAUUCAGCAGAUCGACACCAAGAAGUACCCUCUGCCUGAGAACUGGUUACACAAAGAAGCCCAGAAGCUCUUUCUAGAGCCCGAUGUGAUCAACCCCGAUGCUGUUGAGCUGAAGUGGACCGAGCCGAAUGAGGAGGAGCUCAUCCAAUUCAUGUGUGGAGAGAAGCAAUUCAACGAAGAACGGAUCCGCAACGGUGUCAAGAGGCUGAGCAAAAGCCGUCAGGGCAGCACACAGGGCCGCCUCGACGACUUCUUCAAGGUGACGGGCUCCAUCACAUCAGCCAAGCGCAAAGAGCCGGAGACUAAGGGGUCAGCGAAGAAGAAAGCCAAGACCAACAAUGCCACAGCCGCAAAGACCAAAAAGGGGAAAUAGCCAGGCUGGCUGACCACAAACCCUGUGACUGGUUUUUAUGCUCAACCGGGAAUUUUAGGCUAAUAACAAACUUGUCUUUGUCCUGCAUGUUAGUGCAGGGAAGGAAGCUGCCAAAGGGCUUCCCAACCAGGCUAGGUUAGUGAAUCUGAUGACCAUCUUCCUGCUGGGAUAGCAGAGAGCUGAAACAGCCGCCGGGGGGGUGUUAGAGGCGUGAGGAACCAGGGAGUUGCAUUCAUUAGUUCAGCAGUUUGAGAGUUCCAAUGGGCACAGGGACUAGAAGUGAUACCUGGGCUGUGGAGUUAAAGGGAGGUCUGAUGACAAAUGCCCUGAUUUGAGAAACAAAAAGGUGAAUAGCUAGAGAGGAAACCGGGUGCAAGUGAUGAUAAAGACAUUUCUGCCUGACAAUCCAUCUGGGAAGAGGUGAGUGCAAACAGUAGCUACUGAAGGAGUAGCUGGGGAGGAGUGGAAGGCAGAUUGGAGAGGGAAGGAGACUUGAAAUAAGGAGGUAAAUCUCCCUUUAAUGAGGAUUGGGUUUGGGUUCUUACUUCCCUUGUUGACCUUGCUUUUAUUUAAGAAGCUAAACGAAAGGUUGUAAACCUGAUUCCAUGGAAGUUGUAGCCGAGGCAUAACCUGAGGAUAAGCUGAGCUGACACUGCAGCUCCCCGCACUUGAAUUUUGUCACUAGGUUCUGCUCUAGGUGUAAAAAGAAAAACCUAGAAUGGAAUCCUCUUCACUCCUUGAUUUCCUGAGGCAUCUUUCUGCGUUGGACACGUGGACACAAGUCCCAGAAUGAGAAAAAGAAAAAGACAGUGCCUCUUAUUUUUUCUUAUUUUAUGUUGUAUUUUGCGUAGUCUUUUCAUCUUGUUGAAGCGAUGUGCUAGGAUUUGCUUUCGAAAUAAAAUUUGUAUGUAAAUAUGAUGUUUCUCAUUGUCGGGCGAGGUGGCUUCGACAUGGUUGCUGAAGGAACGUCCCAUUUAGAGGGAUACCCAUCGAACAUCCCAUUUAGAGGGAUACCCAUCGGUGACAAUAGCCAACAAAUCAAGCACAGCCCUAAACAGUGGAAAUCCAAGUUUUAGGCUUUUGGAUGCUUUGUAGACAUCAAAGAUCAGCUCUGCCAAGUUAAAAAACCCAGAGCUGGGGUUGUUUCACAGGCAAAUUCCAUUAAUAUUGCUAAAAUAAUGUUUAUUUUUAAGCUUCCUCAGGAAUUUUCUUAACUGUAGUGUACAGAGCAGCAGGUCUGCAUGGAGGCAGGGAUGUCCUCCCUGGCUGCUGCUUGUGCGCAUGGGAGGGGGAGCAGAGCACCCAAAACUUAGCAGUUUGCUGCUCUGGCUUGGUGGUUUUCACAGAGUUUGGCUUAACCCUAAUUCCAAGCCCUAAAAUGGAGAUAUUUGAGAAGAGGAAGCCUGCAUGGUUUGAAGGAGGGCAGAAGCAUCCAUGUGCUUUGAGAUCCGUGUCUUUUCUCUCCACAGGCAUCUAUGUGGAUGUUUUGGGAUGUGGCAUGGCCUGGCUGCUUAUCCCAUCAUGUUACUUGGAGUAUCUGCACCCAGAAAGGCAGGAAAAUGCUGCAGGGACAAUAGAUUUUAAAAUGAGUGUGAGAGGUGAUAGUUUAUUGCCUGCUCUGUAUCGCAUUUAUCUGUUUAACAAAUAGAUCUGAAGUAUUUGUGCUUUCCACCCUGUGACCUGUCACUCCCAGACCCAAUCUUUCCUUCAACUAGGAAAAUCCUGCUCAGGCAGUAAACCAGUGUCCAGAAAUCCUGUCCCUGGUUUGUCUUUUCUCACAGAAAAGCAGAGCCCAGGUUGGGUUCUCGGUGCGGCUUUCCCGGAGGCUUUAAGGUGUGGGUUAGUUUGGAAGCCAGGCUCUUCAUUACUCAGGUGAUUUCAGUUCAAAACACGGUGAAGACUGUGUUUUCCCAUUGUACGAUCUCGGUGUUUCAAUCUGUAAUUUGUCUUAACAGGAGCUUCUUGAUUAACUACUCCAGCUUUAUCUGUGGAUAUCUUCACUGUGACCACAUGGGAAGCUCCAGUCA